AUGCUUGCUCUCCGAGUGCUCUAUUUGAGGAGGGAGUAUUCACCGGCAUUUCUCGCGGCGCUGGCCCCGCUUUCGCCCGUGCUCGUGGGGUUCGCAUAUGGAUCCAGUGGAGGGAAUGUAGACGGACAAGUCGCUAUCUUCUUCCUCGGCUACCAGAUCCAGCUCCCGCUCUCGGGGUUUGGAAGCCCGCGCUGCGGUUCUCUCUCCCCCACCCUUAGAGCUAGCCGCUCUAAAUGCACCAGAGGCCAGUCUCUUCGGAUUUCCCCACCCCGCCCUUUGAUUAAUAUUCUUUUGAAGAUUCUUCGUUGUCAAGCCGCCAAAGUGGAGAGUGUGAUUGCAGAAGGGGGUGCUUCUCGUUUCAGUGCUUCUUCGGGCGGAGGAGGAGGUAGGGGUGCAUCUCAGCACUUUCCCAAGACUGUCGGCAACAGCGAGUACCUGGGGAAAACCCCAGGGCCUAGCGUUCAGAGAUGGGUUCCUUCACGAAGCACUAGACGAGAUGUCAACACCUCCAAUGAAAAAGAACAUCACGAUGCAAUAUUUAGGAAAGUGAGAGGCAUACUUAAUAAGCUGACCCCUGAAAAGGACUGUCGGCAACAGGUAUGGUUUGUUAAGGUCAAGAACAAUCUAGCUUUCAUACUUAAUAAGCUGACCCCUGAAAAAUUUGACAAGCUAUGCCUUGAGCUUCUCAAUGUUGGUGUAGACUCUAAACUUGUCCUCAAAGGUAUCAUCUUGCUGAUCGUAGACAAAGCCCUAGAAGAGCCCAAAUACAGCUCGCUCUAUGCUCAGCUAUGUCUGCGUUUGGCAGAGGAUGCACCAAAAUUUGAUGGCCAAACACCUGAAAUACAGUCAUCACAAAAGCAGAGCACAGUGAGUACCUGA
Molecule: messenger RNA, 879 nt
Organism: Sinocyclocheilus grahami
Lineage: Eukaryota; Metazoa; Chordata; Actinopteri; Cypriniformes; Cyprinidae
Product: eukaryotic translation initiation factor 4 gamma 2-like
Exons: 7
Coding region: 1-879 (292 amino acids)
Cellular component (GO): eukaryotic translation initiation factor 4F complex
Molecular function (GO): protein binding; translation initiation factor activity; mRNA binding
Source: RefSeq, a predicted model, not a curated record